GUGUGUUUUCUGCAGGUGGACUUUGCCAACAGGUUUGUCGGGGGGGGAGUGACCGGUUCUGGUCUGGUUCAGGAGGAAAUCCGUUUCCUGAUAAACCCGGAGCUGAUCGCUGCUCGCCUCUUCACUGAAGCUCUGGAGGACAACGAGUGUCUGAUCAUCACAGGAACAGAGCAGUUCAGCAGAUACUCGGGAUACUCACACACCUACCGAUGGGACGGUAACCAUGACGACCAGACGCCAAGGGACGAGUGGCAGCGCAGGGUCACGGAGGUCGUCGCCAUCGACGCCCUGCAUUACAAGAACUUCCUGCAGCAGUUUCUCCCCGACAACAUGACCAGAGAACUCAACAAGGCCUUCUGUGGUUUCGCUCGUCCUGGAGUCGAGUCAGAGAAUCUGUCGGCCGUUGCGACGGGAAACUGGGGAUGUGGAGCGUUUGGAGGAGACACUCGUCUCAAAGCUGUUCUUCAGAUGAUGGCUGCAGCAGAAGCGGAGCGUGAUUUGAUGUACUUCACGUUUGGAGACGUGGAUCUGCUCAGAGACGUCCGGCGCAUCCACACACACUUCACACACCGUCACGCCAGCGUAGGAUCCGUGUUCAACAUGUUGCAGCAAUACUAUGAGCGUGUGAUUAAGGAAACAUCAAGAGCAAAACCUCAGGAAACACUUUACAGCUUCCUCUCUGAACACCUCUGACCUCCGACCCCAGCAGUUCUGACCCCUGACCCCAGCAU
Molecule: messenger RNA, 731 nt
Organism: Rhinichthys klamathensis goyatoka
Lineage: Eukaryota; Metazoa; Chordata; Actinopteri; Cypriniformes; Leuciscidae
Product: poly(ADP-ribose) glycohydrolase
Exons: 6
Coding region: 331-693 (120 amino acids)
Biological process (GO): nucleotide-sugar metabolic process; ATP generation from poly-ADP-D-ribose; carbohydrate metabolic process
Cellular component (GO): nucleus; cytoplasm
Molecular function (GO): poly(ADP-ribose) glycohydrolase activity
Source: RefSeq, a predicted model, not a curated record